GCUCUGUUCUCUCUCGGGGCUGGGACGUGAUUUCUGCCUCUGCCUCACUCAGCAAACACUUGGUCACUCAGCAGCUUGCUCUCGGCAUGCACCUGGCAUAUCUCAUCCUCACCGUCUUCCUGGGCCAGCUCCUGGGCUCCACGGGGCAGGACACGGUCACCCAGGAAGAUGGACCAGUCACGGUGAAGCAGGGACAGCCCUUCCACACCACCUGCAAAUACCACAGCAGUUAUUUAAGGGCAUUGCUCUGGUACCAGCUGAGGAAAGGCCAAGCCCCACAGCUGAUCUCCUAUCAAGCAGGGACUGGCCCCAGGCCCAGUGGCCGAAUCACCACAUACCUGAACACCACGAGCAAAUCCAGUGUCCUGCGGCUGGAGGAAGUGGAGCUCUCUGACACUGCCUUGUACCUCUGUGCUGUGCAAGACACCCUGGUGCAGAGAGCUUCCUCAGCUGUGCAACAACCCAGGGCAGGGAGGGGAUGUGUCAGUGCAAGGCUGAGCUUGGGGAAGGACCCUGAUGGCACCCCAGUGCUCACCAGAAUUUGCAUCCACACGUGUGUACAAUGGUCUGAUGGUUUUGAUUACGUCCAUCCUGACACUCCCCUUGGGAAAGGAUUUUGGACUACUUUGACUCAUUUCCAUCCUAUUGUGCAGUCUGUAAGGAAAGAAAAAUAUCCCCUGUGCUUGCCUGGGACCUUGUCCAUCCACGCUCCAGCCCUGCUGCUUUUGGCCCCACGUGUCCUCAGCAGAGCCCAGGCCUGGUUGUGUGUUGCUGCCUGGGGUGCCCUUGGAGCAGCCCCGUUUGCAUGGACACACGUGAAGCACGGAUUUGUCUGUGGCUCCCCACUGGACAGCACGGCCCUGUGUGUGUCCCUGAUCGGGAGGGAAUGUCCUGACCAUGCCAGGGACACCGAGCACUGUCCUGGCCCUGAACAGCAGAGAGCAGCAGCUGCCCAGGCUCACAAACAGCCUGGGAGCGGCUGAGCGGGGCCGGCAGCUGCCCGCUGCAGGUGUGUGCAGGGUGGAUCUGGUC
This is a messenger RNA of Haemorhous mexicanus (house finch), 1032 nucleotides long. RefSeq lists its product as uncharacterized. Gene Ontology annotation, molecular function: peptide antigen binding. The transcript has 2 exons. NCBI's taxonomy places the organism in Eukaryota, Metazoa, Chordata, Aves, Passeriformes, Fringillidae. The coding region runs from base 87 to 983 and encodes 298 amino acids. The record is from RefSeq and is a predicted model, not a curated record.